Molecule: messenger RNA, 1545 nt
Organism: Aureobasidium musti
Lineage: Eukaryota; Fungi; Ascomycota; Dothideomycetes; Dothideales; Saccotheciaceae
Source: the annotation of a GenBank genome assembly
AUGCAUGUCAACAUCAGCACGACGGAGCCCACUGCGGUUCAGUCUCAACUGUCGACUGAAGCGAGCGACCGCGUCAAGAUUGUUUACCUCAGCGGCCCAAUCAAAAUGAUCUUGCCAAUCAACGAACGCGGAGACACCAAGUCCCCGGAUCAAUAUCAGUGCUACCUUCACCCUGAGACAUUUGCUUCUUUCGUAGACAGCGCAGACGCCACCAUCAACGAGACUGUUCUGCGCCGUGGCCCCACCAGUGUCGAGCCCCGUGUUGGAGAUUGCGACAAAGUCAGCUCUACUGACUCUCCAUCCAACAAGCACACGACCAACUCCUUUUCUCCUGCUAUGGAAGCAGACUCAUCCUCAACCAAGCAGGCGGACUGCAAUUACCCCGACAAGACUUUGUCGCCNUUUGUAAGCGCUCUCCAUCCAGAUGAAGAACACAAUCUAACCAAAGGUACAUCCAGCUGCCCUUACAUUCCUGGCAACGAGAUUCUCCUCAAGAAUUCUGAGAGCGAUGAUCCAAUCAAGGCCGUGAUCGUCAAAUGUUUCCCAGCAACUCUGUCUUGCUGUAUGGUGAUUCGUUUCAUCGAGCCGCCUGUCUUCAACCACACAUCUGAAUGCGUGCUCAAGUUGUACGACCGCCGCUUCUCAGCUCAACAUCGCGAAGAUUGGGAGGCACCCCGUUGGUCACCUGAGCUCGAGAAGGAAUACCAGGACUUUGUGGAGUGCGGUGACGCUGAAGAGUUUUUCAGCUAUUGGGAUGCGGAAAAGGAGCGAGAUGGUGAUUGGUCGGCAGCUUACGUGGGAAACCACGACAGAUGGAGUGUCGCAAAGCGCGAGGCGUAUCUCCAGUGGGAUGCGACGAACACCUACGAGACUGAGAAGAAGGCCUACGAGCACAUGGCCAAACUGCAAGGAGAAGAUGCACCCAAAGUGUUUGGCGAAGUUGUUCUUGGCCAGCCAGCCGCCUUCCAGAAACAAAGCGACGAUGGCGAAGCUGGCGAAGAUGAAGCCGAGAGCAUCCAUGAAGACUCAAAAUCCACCACCUCAACAGAUGCGGACAAUAAUCCCCAGACUGUCGACAUCCCUGGCAUCCUCAUUCAGUACAUCGACGGCUUCCAUCUCACCGAUCUGCAUGAACAUCUGCCCCAACACUGCUGGCAAUCGAUUGUCGACACGGCAAUCGGGAAACUCCAUCACAUCCAGGAAUGCGGCAUUCUCAAUCGCGACGUCAACACACGUAGCUUCAUGGUUGAUCCUCUAACCCACAAAGUCAUGAUGAUAGAUUUCGGUAUCGUCCUGUUCCGUGAAGAUUUUGAAGAUGACAGAGAGUGGGAGAUGCUGCAAGCAGAAGAAGAUGAGGAAGGCGCUGUCGGUCUGCUCAUGCAGACUUGCUUGAAGGAAAGAGGCGGAGGCAGUAUCACCUACAAGCCCAGCGAACACUAUUGGAGAUUGAAGUAUCGUUUCAGGGGCAUGGAAGGCGAAAGAGAGGGCGGUACCGAGGAAGAGGAAGAGUACUUGAAGAAGCACAAAGCUUUUGUCUUCGAGUAA